AUGUUCAGAUCCAAGCCCCUAGCCAGACGAUACGCAGAAGAGCUAUCCGCUGCCUACAGACGAGGAUACCCGCUUUUUGACCCUCAACCUGAUUCUUCACAGGGGUCCGCGCGGCCAGUUGAGAUAGGCGACGUCGGUUACGUCAACCCCGUCCACGGUUACUUCGUCACCCUCUUCAACAUCCACCUCGACCCUGGCAUCGAUGGACAGCCCUCGCGAGACCAACUCCCUGAUAAUUUUGAGCCACUGCCUAGGGGUGGGGUUCGCGAAUGUCGCACUCGAGGGAUGCAUCUGUUUAUAUCGACCACAAUCAAUGCCCCAGAAGUGAAUGCGUCGGUACCAGCUGGACCGUUCUUCGGAGGAUUUGCUGAAUUCUCAACGUCUAACAAACACGGUGCUAUAUUAGCUACACCCGACCCCCUCAUUCUGUCUUCGGAUAGCCUCUCCGAUAGACGUUUCGAAGAGUACUUCGAAGCACGAGUCCGAAACUGGGAGCGCUUUCUUGCUGCAAAGGCACCCGGAAGAGUCGAAUUAGAGGAGCUCAUGUUGAUCACCGGCGUCGAUCGCACUACGUCUUGGGCAAACGCAGCUUUCAGCGAUACGGCACUCAAGGUUGGGUUUGGUUUAGAGGUCCAGUUUGUCCCAGGCGCUGAGAUAGCAUGCCGGUACACCUGGCGCAAUUCAACCAGAGCAUUUACCAAAUUUGGCCCCAACCCCACUAUAUCGGAUUUUGCGGGGGCAUCAUCUAUAUUUCCUGCCCGAGAUAUCCAUCCUGGUGUACAGCCGGAGCCCUCCGAUGACCACAGUGUUGAGAGGAGACCGGUAAACUCCGAACUCAAUCAAACCAUAUUCGUCAGACAUCUUCGCUGCAAACGACGGUGGAAUCUAUUGCUGUGGACGUGGAGGCGCAGAGGAUUGACCUCACGCGCGGAGAGUGACGGUACUGAUGAGGACAUGGCGGAUGAGGUUUUGGAGGAUGGUCCAUCUCUGCGCAGCGACGCAGACAGCGAGUACAUGACGGCCAACGAGGAUGUCAAUCUCGAUGAUUCCUUGGAGAUCACUUCAUCUCUAGAGCAUGAAGAUUUUACAGAUCACCUUGAACCAGUCCUUGAUUAUAUUCUGCAGCACUCAGACACUGCUGACAUAGCUAUCGCACGUCACAAGGAUCUGGACCUUCUACGUCAGGGAACUCCCCCGGAAGUUUGCGAUGCAACCAUCGAGAAUAGGGUUGCUAUGAUAGAGUUGCCUUCUGAAGUUGGUUUCCCUUUUUCUGGUUACGUCGCCAAAUCUCUUGACCCUGGUCAGGCGGAGAGACUAUUCAACAUCUAUACUCGCAGCGACGACUGCCGCGCCAUCAACAUCCACUUCCAUCCGAUGGACAAUAGCUACCGUCGCUUGAUCACGAACCCGGACGAGACGGAGUCGCCGUUGUUCGAUAGCCCCAUCUGUUACAAGACCGACAACAAGGGAGCUGUUGUACCGCAGACUGUCUGGAUGCCUCUGCAGCGGGGAGACGUACAGCGACAUACUGACGAUGCAGGACUCGUCCCACCCAUCUACUUCAUUGGAAUAGAUCAUGGCAUAGGCAUCAAAGCGUCACAGGUCCUGGAUGCCAACAUCAGAGCCCCUCCAGGCAUAACCCAUCCCACCGUACCGGCACCCCUCGGCGGGCGGGCUAACACUCACUUAUGCCUCAAGUGGCCUGGUUACGAUGAGUUCAAGAAACAGGUGGAGCUUAGAAACGCUUCAGGUUCACCCAUCACGAUGUAUAAGCUCGUUGAGCGAAGUGCCAACUUUGUGCAGCGUUUUAUUCAGGAGAUGGCUGAUCAGCCAAUCCAGGGAGGGCAGGAGCCGUGGCGCGUAGGUCCUGGGUUCAUCACCGCAGAGAACAUAUACGUCGUAGGACUCAUGCAGGUUUCGAGGGGUGUUUGGCAACCUAUUCUGCAGCUUGACCAUUUCAACACGCUUCCCUAG
Molecule: messenger RNA, 1974 nt
Organism: Peniophora sp. CBMAI 1063
Lineage: Eukaryota; Fungi; Basidiomycota; Agaricomycetes; Russulales; Peniophoraceae
Source: the annotation of a GenBank genome assembly